UUUCAUCUUCAACUUCAGUAACCAAGCAGGCAGUAGUAGUAGCCUGACACGUAGUGCCCAAGAAGAGAGCACAACUCCUAUCUUCAACUCAAGUGAGCACUACUAGUAACCCAACACGUUGGUACCCAAGAUUAGAAUGAUAUACUGCCGUCUCCCCUCUUCUCUCCUUCUUCUUCCUCUCCAAGUAUGGCUCCUCUUACAUAUAGACCUCCAUCCGUCGGCAUACCACGGCAAGGUUGUUACAGUGACCAAUAACAGAACUCCCUCGAUGGUGCGGACGACGGUGCAGGAGCUGGCGGCGGCCGUCGAGGAGCCGCCACGACAGUACUUGGUGCACGAGCGGGACCAAGACCACCUUCUGGCCGCUGACGAGAUGCCGGACCCCAUCCCACUCGUUGACCUUGGCCGGCUCAUGACCGCCGACGAGGCCCACAAGCUCCGGGAGGCUCUACAAACCUGGGGCCUCUUCCUGGUCACCAACCAUGGAAUUGAGGAAUCUCUUAUGGACGCCAUGAUGAGCGCGUCGAGGGACUUCUUCCGGCAACCGUCUGAAGAAAAGCACAAAUGCAGCAACUUGAUAGACGGCGGCAAGCACUUGGAGGUGGAAGGCUAUGGAAAUGACAAAGUAGUGAGCCCCCAGGAUCAGGGCCUCAGCUGGAACGACCGGUUGCAUUUGAGAGUGGAGCCAGAAGAUGAGAGGAAUUUCGCUAAGUGGCCCACUCAUCCGGAAUCUUUCAGGGAUGUGCUACUUGAGUACGCAUCAAGAACCAAGAGAAUAAGAGACCUUAUCUUGCGAUCAAUAGCCAAGCUCCUGGACCUUGAUGAGGAUUACUUCGUCAACCAAAUAUCAAACAAGGCUCGUGGGUUUGCUAGAUUCAACUACUACCCCCCAUGUCCGAGACCUGACCUAGUUUUGGGCAUGAGGCCUCACUCUGAUGUUGGUCUCCUUACCAUCCUGUUUGUCGACCACAACGUCGGUGGCUUGCAAGUUGAGAGAGAUGGGAAAUGGUACAAUGUUCCAGCCAAGCCUUAUACGUUGGUGAUUAACUUAGCUGACUGCAUGGAGAUAAUGUGCAAUGGAAUCUUCAUGAGCCCAGUUCACAGGGUGGUGACGAAUGCUGAGAAGGAGAGGCUAUCACUGGCCGUGUUUUAUGUUGUGGAUGGGGAAACGGUGCUGGAGCCUGCGCCUGGUUUGCUGGAUGACAAGCGACCGCCAAGAUAUGGGAAAUUCAAGGCCAAGGAUUUCGGUCUUUCUUUUGACUGAACAUUUCCGUCGAGGGAAGGGAUUCAUCGAGACCCUGAAAAUACAAGUUCAAACGUUUUAAUUAGUUCAUUUACGGACUUUUACGGACUUGUAGCAGUGAUUACCUAUAUAUGAAGAAUAAUUAAAGAGACGGUUUCUCUUUUGUGAGUGGGUUUUUUAUCUAUAAUAUAACUGUGUCACUUAA
Molecule: messenger RNA, 1448 nt
Organism: Hordeum vulgare subsp. vulgare (domesticated barley)
Lineage: Eukaryota; Viridiplantae; Streptophyta; Magnoliopsida; Poales; Poaceae
Product: 2-oxoglutarate-dependent dioxygenase 11-like
Exons: 4
Coding region: 137-1264 (375 amino acids)
Source: RefSeq, a predicted model, not a curated record